AGAUUUAUAUAAUCCAGGUUAAAUUACUUAAAUUAAGGAAUGAGGAUUUUAACAUUAAAUCCAAUUAAUAUGGUAUUGUUUGGAAACUACUGGUAGAGUAGGUUAAACUGAAAGGUAAUUUAUUGAAUAUAUAUGUGCUGUAAUCGCAGUUCGUCACAAUUACUUUUGACAAACUGUUUUGUGCCACUGGUGUUUCCAUAGAGUAGGUUAUAAAACCUGUCAAAACAACCGAAUACAUAAAAAUGGCGAGCACUUCUAGAUUUGACACCAACAAAGUAGUGUGUCCCGCACAUCCAGAUGCACCGUUGAUUGAGGACUACAGAGCUGGGGAUCAGAUUUGCUCUGAAUGUGGCCUAGUCGUAGGUGACAGAGUUAUUGACGUUGGAUCAGAGUGGAGAACUUUCAGCAAUGAAAAGAAUGGAGUCGACCCGUCUCGUGUUGGUGGUCCAGAAAACCCUUUAUUGGGUGGAUCAGACUUGACUACAAUGAUUGGACCUGGUCGAGGUGAUGCAUCAUUUGAUUCAUUUGGUGUUGCUCGGUAUCAAAACAGAAGAACUAUGAACAGUUCAGAUAGAGCCUUAAUAAAUGCCUUUAAAGAAAUCAAUGCUAUGGCUGAUAGGAUUAAUUUGCCUAGAACAAUUGUUGAUAGAGCCAAUAACUUAUUCAAACAAGUUCAUGAUGGAAGGAAUUUGAAAGGACGUUCUAAUGAUGCAAUAGCAUCUGCUUGCUUGUACAUCGCCUGUAGACAGGAGGGUGUACCUCGAACAUUCAAGGAAAUUUGCGCAGUAAGCAAGAUCAGCAAACGAGAAAUAGGGAGAUGUUUCAAAUUGAUUCUCAAAGCUCUGGAAACUUCCGUUGAUCUCAUUACUACGGGUGACUUUAUGUCCAGAUUCUGUUCCAAUCUGGGUCUUCCAAAUAUGGUACAAAGAGCGGCUACGCACAUUGCCAGAAAAGCUGUUGAGUUGGAUAUUGUCCCAGGACGAUCUCCCAUUUCCGUUGCUGCUGCUGCCAUUUAUAUGGCAUCACAGGCAUCUGAAGAUAAAAGAAGCCAAAAGGAAAUUGGUGAUAUUGCUGGGGUAGCUGAUGUUACAAUAAGACAGUCAUAUAAAUUAAUGUAUCCACAUGCAGCUAGUCUGUUUCCAGAAGACUUUAAAUUCGCUACACCUAUUGAUCAGUUACCGCAAAUGUAAUGAUUUAAUUAUUAGAUUUUUCCAAAAGUUGAAACCUAUUUUUGUACAGUGCCGAUAGGAUUCGUCCUUAUUUAGAGUUGUAUUUAUUGUUAAAUGGUUUUAGGUUAUAUACAAUGUAGGUGUGUAUUCGCGAAUACGUCUACAUUAAAUAUUCGAUUGUAUUACAGGGUAAGUGAAACCCUGAAAAUUAUCAUACGUGUAUUGUCUGGUACUGAUUUGUAUCCACAUAAAUUAUUUUAGAGCCAACAAUACUUUCUCUUUAGACAUUAGGCAAUCUCCAAUUUUGUACUAGCAUUAAAGGCACAAUGUGCAACAGUUUGUGAUAUAGACCAUUUUUACGAAAUUUAACAUGAAAAAUUGUAAUCUAUAUUACUAAGCACAUACUGCUACCCUGUUUGUCUAUAUUUUAGUUACACAAAUAAAUAUUUUAAACAAGUUUUUGUAAAAACAUUUAAUAAAGUUUUUAAAAAUAAG
Aethina tumida (small hive beetle) is the source of this 1664-nucleotide messenger RNA. It is a transcript of the gene TfIIB, whose product is annotated as transcription initiation factor IIB. Gene Ontology annotation, biological process: transcription preinitiation complex assembly; transcription initiation at RNA polymerase II promoter. The coding region runs from base 243 to 1190 and encodes 315 amino acids. The record is from RefSeq and is a predicted model, not a curated record. Gene Ontology annotation, molecular function: TBP-class protein binding; RNA polymerase II general transcription initiation factor activity. Gene Ontology annotation, cellular component: transcription preinitiation complex; nucleus. Lineage: Eukaryota; Metazoa; Arthropoda; Insecta; Coleoptera; Nitidulidae. The transcript has 7 exons.